AUGAAAUUACUUGGCAAAAAUAAAUCUUGCUUUUUGUGGAUUUGCUUUAUCUUUUUGACCUAUACAGUAUAAACAAUAGCUCAAGAAUAGCAGCAAUACCUUCUAUCUCUUGAUUUAAUUUAGAGGAUUGAAGUUCGGAAAUCUCCCCCUGCUUUAAGGGAGAAAAAAAAUGAGACAAAUUAGAGAAACUUAGAAGGCAUUUAAAUGAACAAAAAAUCCACUUAAGGUAUUGAUAAAAUAAAAAGCUAUCUUAAAGCAUCAAGGGAUCUUUCUUUAAACUAAUUUACCACCUAAAGCUAGAUAAAACUCAUUAACGAAACAAAAUCAGAUAAAGUAUCAAGAACAAAAUCUCAAUUAAACAAAAUUAUGCAAGCAAACCCCUAAAACACAGAAUAAUUAACAAAUGCAUACUUAAAUACAGAGAUGGUUAUCUUAUCAUCUUAAAAGCAAGUUAUUGCUUCAAUUUUUGGCUCUUUUGUGUUUCUAAUUUGUUGUUGUUAUUGUUGGAACAGACUCUGCAAGAAAAGUAAAGUCAGAAAUAAUACUAAGAAAGUUUAAUUUCAAAUCUUUCUUUGCAAAAGUAGGAAGUUUAAAAGUUUAAAUAAAUUAUUUGACUAUGGAAAGUCAGAUGAUAGUUGCUAGUUAUUUUCACAACAAAUAAUGCAGAUUUCAGCCCCUAAUCUGAUUGAAGUUAAAUUAGUGGCCUUGAAUCAAGCACAAAACUAAGUGAUAUACUAAGAGCUUGGUUUAGGAGCUACAAACUUUAUCAAUCCAUCAGUUUGA
Stylonychia lemnae is the source of this 783-nucleotide messenger RNA. The record is from the annotation of a GenBank genome assembly. NCBI's taxonomy places the organism in Eukaryota, Ciliophora, Spirotrichea, Sporadotrichida, Oxytrichidae.